AUGAGCGUAAGGGAACAUAAAGGCAAGAAAAACUUGCACGAAACCUUUUGCUUUCAACACCUACUAAGUGGCAUCAGCGGCCACCUGAAGAACAACUGGAUUCAGCGAAUAGAUCAUCAUCAUCAGCAACUCAUCUCAUCUCAUCAUCAUCUCAUCUCAUCUCAUCAUCAACUCAUCUCAUCUCAUCUCAUCACAUCAUCAUCUCAUCUCAUCAUCAACUCAUCUCAUCUCAUCACAUCAUCAACUCAUCUCAUCUCAUCUCAUCACAUCAUCAUCACAUCAUCAUCUCAUCACAUCAUCAUCUCAUCUCAUCACAUCACAUCACAUCAUCAACUCAUCUCAUCUCAUCACAUCAUCAUCUCAUCUCAUCACAUCAUCAACUCAUCUCAUCUCAUCAUCAUCAUCACAUCACAUCAUCAACUCAUCUCAUCUCAUCACAUCACAUCAUCAACUCAUCUCAUCACAUCAUCAUCUCAUCUCAUCACAUCAUCAACUCAUCUCAUCUCAUCAUCAUCUCAUCUCAUCAUCAACUCAUCUCAUCUCAUCUCAUCUCAUCUCAUCUCAUCUCAUCUCAUCUCAUCUCAUCUCAUCAACAUCAACAUCAACAUCAACAUCAACAUCAACUCAUCACAUCUCAUCCUAUCCCCUCCCAUCCCCUCAUCCUCAACCUCAUCCCCUCAUCCUCAUCCCCUCAUCCCCUCAACCUCAUCCCCUCAACCUCAUCCCCUCAUCCUCAUCCUCAUCCCCUCAACCUCAUCCCCUCAUCCUCAUCCUCAGGGUUAAGAUUUGACACGGUUCAUCACAGUUUCAUCUUUGUAUGCCUUGUCUCAACUUUGCGUUGAGCAGUUUGGCCGAACUGUUCUUGGCACACGAACUCCAGUAGUUGCAUGUACCGUACUUUCCAUGCAGAUCUGCACUUCAGCUCUCAACAACAGUCGCCUGCUGAUUUCAGCGCAAACAUUGAGACACAACUGUCACUGAAUACUGCUCUAUAUCAUAGUGUACAAUUAUUCAAAUUGUGAUGAUUUGCCAACCAAAUCUGCAUAAAGACUUUAACGAAAGCAGAGUGACAGUAAAAGUUUAUGAAAGGAAACAGUGUGAUGAAACCUGAUGAGCUGUGUCCAAUCUAAACCUCUUCUUUCUGGUGGUACACCAACUCAUCUCAUCUCAUCAUCAACACCAACUCAUCUCAACACCAACUCAUCAUUCAAGUGGAAGAUUUGCUAUAAGGUGCAAUACAUCUUUAGCACUCCAUGAGUCACUUGUGAUAUGCCAAGGCUCACCCAGUUGUGCUGUGCACAGCCUCCUUCAAGUAAAGCAGCAAGCAAUCCACAGCUGAUACGUCUGAGAUCAUCAAUAUUUGUGGAUUGCCAAGUCAGCACUGCCCUCUUUGGGUUUUUUGAUUUGGAAGGGAGGCCAGCUCACUCCACAACCAACAGAGACGCUCUAGCGACAGACGCUAGAGACUGCAGCUUUUAGCCUCCUUGUUGCCCAUUUUCUCUUACAGUUUGCAGGAGGAUAUGUGGAGUUUACUCUUGUCAUAAUCGCCAAUGGCUUGCAGAGAUUUAUUCAUAUUUUUCAUGGUAAUUUAGUUAUAUUUUUGGCUAUUUUCAAAGCUGCAUGUGCAGAUUAAACGCAAAUACUCAAAUCUUGAAGCAGCAUAAUAUAUUUAACACAGCCUAACUGCGCAGCAUUUGCGCAUAUACGACUUACUGUACUUGAAUAUACCUGUCACUAACUAUGCAUGUGUCUGGGGGGUUUUAAACUUAAAACUAUGCGAAGGACCCCCAAAUGAGAUGAACUUUUUUGUAAGGGGCCCCUUCUGAAUUACAUAUACAUCUAUUUUUAUUGUGUAAAGAAACAUUUAAAUGUGAUAUUAUGAUGACAACA
Triplophysa dalaica is the source of this 1890-nucleotide messenger RNA. RefSeq lists its product as uncharacterized. Lineage: Eukaryota; Metazoa; Chordata; Actinopteri; Cypriniformes; Nemacheilidae. The transcript has 2 exons. The record is from RefSeq and is a predicted model, not a curated record. The coding region runs from base 1 to 783 and encodes 260 amino acids.